CAGGCGAUGCCGCAUAGCACCCUUCAGGGGUCCUGAACAGCACACGUGUUUGUGAGCGUGCCCAGCUGAGACCAUGGCGGACCUGCAGAUGAAACUUCUUCGGAGGAAAAUCCAGAAAAGAAACGAGAAGAACAAGGAGCGCAAAAAGCUGAGCGAGCAGAGAGAGGAGGACGAGCCCGUACAACCAAACGGGCUGGUGGAGGAGAGUUGUGGGGACAGUGAAGCCACAGUGAGGCCGGACAUUAAGGCCAAGAAGAAGAAGAAGCAGCAGCAGAAGGAUGUGCCAGUGCAAGAGGCCACCAUUGAAGAAACUCCACUGAAGAAGAAGAAAAAGAAAAGGAAGCUCGCUAACCCGGCCGAAUCACAAGGAGGAAAGAAGGCCAAAACCGAGGAGGAGGAGGAGGAAGAGGAGGAGGAGGAGGAAACAGGACAAAAGGUGACAGAUGAGAAUGGAGAUGACGCUGACAAUCCAGAGGAAGGCACUGAUGAAGAGGAGGGGAGUGAGGGAGACGAGGAUGAUGAGAUGGAGGCGGAUGAAGGUGAUGAGGAGGAAACUGGCGAGGGGGAUAAUGAAGAGGAGGACGUACCUGAGCUGCCAAGCGGCUUGACAGGAGCAUUUGAGGACACGUCGUUUGCCUCUCUAGCUGAGCUGGUGAGUGAGAACACGCUGAAGGGAGUGAAGGACAUGGGCUUCGAACACAUGACUGAGAUCCAGCACAAAAGUAUCCGUCCCCUGUUGGAGGGGAGAGAUGUUCUGGCCGCUGCUAAGACAGGCAGUGGGAAAACCUUGGCCUUCUUGAUCCCCUCCAUAGAGCUCAUCUAUAAACUCAAGUUCAUGCCCAGGAAUGGAACGGGUGUAGUGAUCCUUUCUCCCACACGUGAGUUGGCAAUGCAGACUUACGGUGUGUUGAAAGAACUGAUGACACACCAUGUGCACACCUAUGGCCUGAUCAUGGGAGGCAGCAACCGCUCAGCCGAGGCCCAGAAGCUGGCCAACGGUGUCAACAUCCUGGUGGCUACACCAGGCCGACUGCUGGACCACCUACAGAACACCCCUGGGUUCAUGUUCAAGAACUUGCAGUGUCUGAUCAUUGAUGAGGCUGACCGCAUCUUAGAGGUGGGCUUUGAAGAGGAACUCAAGCAGAUUAUCAAGCUGCUGCCAAAGAGGAGACAGACCAUGCUGUUUUCAGCCACUCAGACCCGUAAGGUGGAGGACUUGGCUCGAAUCUCCCUGAAGAAGGAGCCACUUUAUGUUGGGGUGGACGACAACAAAGAAAUGGCCACUGUUGAUGGCCUGGAACAGGGCUAUGUGGUGUGCCCAUCAGAGAAGCGCUUCCUGUUGCUCUUCACCUUCCUGAAGAAGAACCGCAAGAAGAAGCUGAUGGUCUUCUUCUCCUCCUGCAUGUCGGUCAAAUACCACUAUGAGCUACUCAACUACAUCGACCUGCCUGUCAUGGCCAUCCAUGGCAAGCAGAAACAGACCAAACGUACCACCACCUUCUUCCAGUUUUGCAACGCUGACUCAGGCAUCCUGUUGUGCACAGAUGUGGCGGCCCGAGGACUGGACAUCCCUGAGGUGGACUGGAUCGUCCAGUACGACCCCCCAGAUGACCCCAAGGAGUACAUCCACAGAGUGGGCAGAACGGCACGAGGCAUCAACGGUCGAGGCCAUGCCCUCCUGAUCCUCCGGCCUGAAGAGCUUGGUUUCUUACGCUUCCUCAAACAGGCGAAGGUCCCAUUGAGUGAAUUUGAAUUCUCCUGGAGUAAAAUCUCUGAUAUCCAGUCCCAGCUGGAGAAGCUGAUUGAAAAGAACUAUUACCUCCACAAAUCAGCCCAGGAGGCCUAUAAGUCCUAUGUGAGGGCUUACGACUCACACUCGUUAAAACAGAUCUACAGCGUCAACACCCUCAACCUCCCAAUGGUGGCGCUGUCCUUUGGCUUCAAGGUUCCCCCUUACGUCGAUCUCAAUGUCCACAGCAGUAAAGGAGUGAAGUUGCAGAAGCGAGGCGGAGGUGGAGGCUUUGGCUACCAGAAAUCCAAGAACGUCCACAAGUCCAAGAUCUUCAAACACGUCAACAAGGGCAAGAGUGACAAGAGGCAGUUCUCUCGCUAACCCUGCCCUUCUCCAAGCUAACCGAUCUUAGCUUCCUGGACUGUUUCUCCUGCGUGUGUUCAUGCCAUGUGGAGAACAGCCCAUUUUUGAUUACAUGAACUUAAGGGUGUAAAUAAGGAGCUGUGGGGUUCAUAGAGUAUAUUUCUGUGAUUUGACCAUUUCCUUCGAGGCCCAGAUUUACUCCUGUGAGUUAUUUAACAGGUAUUUUGUACAUGUAUAAAUUUUCCUGUGGGCUGACUGUUGAUGAUGGCCCCUGCAUUCCUCUGAUGUGCUAUCAUGAACUGUUUGACUAGAUGAAUUGUAGGCCUACACUUUGUUAAUUUGUUGCACCAGCCUGGAAUAUUAAAUAUUUACUUCCUACUUAAAUCCAC
Myripristis murdjan (pinecone soldierfish) is the source of this 2484-nucleotide messenger RNA. RefSeq names its product DEAD (Asp-Glu-Ala-Asp) box polypeptide 18 (gene ddx18). The record is from RefSeq and is a predicted model, not a curated record. The coding region runs from base 74 to 2113 and encodes 679 amino acids. Lineage: Eukaryota; Metazoa; Chordata; Actinopteri; Holocentriformes; Holocentridae. The transcript is spliced from 14 exons. Gene Ontology annotation, molecular function: RNA helicase activity; ATP binding; nucleic acid binding.